AUGGCCAGUUACAGCUUCAGGCAAUUUUCCUCGUCGCUAGCAGGGGGACCUGGCAUCUCAUCAGCCCGGUUCGGAGGCUCCUUCAGGGCUCCCAGCAUCCACGGGGGCUCUGGUGGCCGGGGUGUGUCGGUCUCUUCCGCUAGGUUUGUCUCUUCUGGCCUAGGAAGCAGCUUGGGAGGGGGAUAUGGAAGUAGUUUCAGCAGCAGUUUUAGUGGUGGGUUUGGUGGAGGUCUGGGUGGUGUGGACGGCCUCCUCUCGGGUAAUGAAAAGGCAACUAUGCAGAGCCUGAACGAGCGCCUUGCAUCCUACCUGGAGAAGGUGCGAGCACUGGAAGAGGCGAACUCGGAUCUUGAAACUAAAAUCCGAGACUGGUACCAAAAACAAGGCCCAGGCCCAGCUCGGGACUACAGUGCUUAUUACAACACUAUUGAAGACCUUCGAGACAAGAUCCUUGAUGCCACUAUCGACAACGCAAGGAUCGUCCUGCAGAUUGACAAUGCCAGGCUGGCUGCCGAUGACUUCAAAACCAAGUUUGAGACGGAGCAGGCUCUGCGCCUGAGCGUGGACGCCGACAUCAAUGGCCUGCGCAGGGUCCUGGAUGAGCUGACCCUGGCCAGAGCCGACCUGGAGUUGCAGAUCGAGAACCUGAAGGAGGAGCUGGCCUACCUCAAGAAGAACCACGAGGAGGAAAUGAGUGCCCUGGGAGGGCAAAUAGCUGGUGAAGUCAGUGUGGAACUGGACUCUGCUCCAGGCAUUGACCUGUCCAAGAUCCUGGCUGACAUGCGAGACCAGUAUGAAGUCAUGGCUGAGAAGAACAGGAAGGAUGCUGAGGCCUGGUUCCACAGCAAGACUGAGGAGCUGAACCGGGAAGUCGCUAUCAACACUGAGCAACUGCAGAGCAGCCAGUCUGAAGUCACUGACCUGAGACGCACCCUCCAAGGGCUGGAGAUAGAACUUCAGUCCCAGCUCAGCAUGAAAGCAGCUCUAGAGAGCACCCUGGCAGACACAGAGGGGCGUUACAGCGCACAGCUCGUGCAGAUCCAGGGCCUCAUUGGCACCAUCGAGGCGCAGCUGGCUGAGCUCCGAGCUGACAUGGAGCGCCAGAACGGCGAGUACAAGAUCCUCAUGGAUAUCAAGACUCGACUUGAGCAAGAGAUUGCUACUUAUCGACAGCUCCUGGAAGGCCAGGAGUCCCAGUAA
Nestor notabilis (Kea) is the source of this 1200-nucleotide messenger RNA. RefSeq names its product keratin, type I cytoskeletal 19. The transcript has 6 exons. The record is from RefSeq and is a predicted model, not a curated record. Lineage: Eukaryota; Metazoa; Chordata; Aves; Psittaciformes; Psittacidae. Gene Ontology annotation, molecular function: structural molecule activity. The coding region runs from base 1 to 1200 and encodes 399 amino acids.